Molecule: messenger RNA, 2758 nt
Organism: Platichthys flesus (European flounder)
Lineage: Eukaryota; Metazoa; Chordata; Actinopteri; Pleuronectiformes; Pleuronectidae
Product: inactive all-trans-retinol 13,14-reductase
Exons: 11
Coding region: 82-1908 (608 amino acids)
Source: RefSeq, a predicted model, not a curated record
AGGAGCCUUGUGAGGACAGCACAGUUCUGAAGCUACUGGGAUCACUGGGCUCUGCAGCUGUAGCAGGCAUCUUCCUCCACAAUGUGGCUGCUGGUUUUCUUAGUGUGGUUGGUGAUAUGGGCCGGCGGGACGUACUGGUACCUGUUUGGGAAACCGAGUCCGUUCUCCCUGGAGUCGCUGAGACCACCAGGACCUCGAGAGUUUGAUCAGAAGAAGCGGGACAAGGUCAUCAAGCAAGGUUUCAGCCUCGACAAGGUUCCUGAGGGUCUGGAUGUCAUCGUCAUCGGCAGUGGUAUCGGCGGACUGACGGCCGGCGCCACGCUGGCCAAAGCCGGGAAGAAAGUCCUGGUGCUGGAGCAACACGACCAGGCCGGCGGCUGCUGCCACACCUACAUCGAGAAAGGCUUCGAGUUUGAUGUUGGGCUUCACUACAUUGGCCAGGUCCACGAGAACAGUCUGCUGCGGAUCGCCUUCGACCAGAUCUCUGAGGGUCAGCUGGAGUUCACGCAGCUGAACCCCCACUUCGACACCAUCCAGAUCGGCCUGGGCGAGGACAAGCGCGAGUACACCAUGGUGUCUGGUAAGACGGACAUGAAAACUCAUCUGAUGAAGCAGUUUCCAGAUGAAACCGAGGCCAUCGAGACCUUCUUCAAAAUCAUGAAGAUCUCAGCGAAGAAGACUCACUACCUGGCGACGCUGAAGCUGAUCCCUCAGUGGGUUGCUCUCUUCCUGCUGAAGUCCGGCAUCGCAGACCUCUUCUCCGAGGUCUUCCGCCUCUCUGGCACAGGCGCGUCCGGUUUGGUGAACACACUGACGAAGAACAAGGACCUCCACGUCAUGUUCUCCUACCUCUUCUACGGCGUUCCUCCGAAGGACUCCAGCGUUCUGAUCAACGCCCUCCUGAUUCAUCACUACAAACGAGGGGCCUACUACCCCAGAGGUGGUGCCAGUGAAAUCGCCUUCCACAUCGUCCGCACCAUCCAGAGAUACGGAGGAAACUGCCUGGUCCGAGCUCCUGUCUCCCAGAUCCUGGUGAAUGAGAAGGGGGCAGCGUACGGCGUGAAGGUGAGGAAAGGCCAGGAGGAGCUGGAGGUUCACGCGCCUGUGGUCGUCUCCAACUGUGGAAUCUUCACCACCUUCGAGAAACUUCUUCCACCUGAGAUCCGGGUCAAGCAAGAUAUCCAGGAGCGGCUGAACAUGAUGAAACACGCCCGAGGGUCGUUCUUGGUCUUCAGCGGCUUCGAUGGGACUGAGGAGGAGGUGGGCCUCGAGUCCACAAACUUCUGGCUGUUCAAGAACAAUGAUAUGGACAAGUCGAUGGACGACUUCUUUGCACUGAGCAAAGAGGAAGCACCAGAUAACAUCCCCAUGAUGUUCAUCACGAUGCCGUCUGCUAAAGACCCAGAGUCCAAAAUCAGAAACCCAGGAAAAUGUUGCAUGACAAUUCUGACCAUGGUGAAGUACGAGUGGUUCGAGGAGUGGAAGGACACGACCGUGCGGAAACGGGGCAGCGACUACUACGACUACAAAAUGCGGUUUGCGAAGAACCUUUUCGACUGGGCCUGCACGCUGUUCCCUAAAAUCAGAGACAAGCUGGUUUUCCAGGAUGUGGCGACCCCGCUGACCAACAUGCACUACCUGGGUGCCCAACGUGGAGCCAUGUACUCCGCAGAGCAUAACAUUGAGCGUUUCUAUGCGGAGGCCGUGGCGAGGAACAGGUGCAACACCCCCGUCAAAAACCUCUACAUGUCAGGCCAAGACGUGUUCAGCUGUGGGAUAGCAGGAGCUCUCCAUGGCGGACUCCUCUGCGCCUCUACCGUGUUGGAUCACAUCGUCUACAUCGACUUGCUGCUUCUUAAGAAGAAGCUGAAGAGGAGGAAAGCCAAAGAACUGAAGAAACUGCAGUGAGUCGGCGUUGUGCUUCCCCUGCAGGACAUGAGUGAAACUGCACUAACCUGAUGCAGAAGGACCGUUGAUUAUGACGGGAACACCCCCCCACUGUGUCCUAGUUCUAUACGACCUACGUCUGUGCAUACGCUUCUCAAAAGACACUUUUCAUUAAGGGAACAGAUUGGAAGAUGAACAUUGUGGACAUGGAAAAUGUCACAAGGUGAAGCCUUCCAACUUGAAUUACCUUUAUCUUGGAAACAUACCGUAGAUUGUAAAAUACUCCAGCGUGAUCAAUGCCCUCCUGGUAGAUCGUUCAAUCUAGUGCUGCCAACCAUAGAUCUUAUAUAAAAAGUUGGACAUGACAGCUCCCAGAGGGGAAGCCGAAUCCCCUUGAUCGCCCCCUAGUGGCUGGCUGCAGUGUUGAUCACAAACCUUAACUUUCACUAAGUGGAAAUGGACCAAACGAAAAGUCUCUGUUAAGUUAGGCAAAGCUCUUAACACACUGUUUGUUGGAAUGUCAAUUUUCCCUUUGAGUUUGGUUCUUAUUAGUUAUUUGACGAUAUGAAAACGGGUGAAACACUAUGAUUGACAGCUGACUCGUGAUUGGUCGAGAGCCUGCAACUUCAGAGAGUUGAGACAUGUUGUCCAUCUUUAUUUGCAGCCUAUAAACACUGUGCUUCUUUCUAUGCUUACUACCUGAUAUGUUUAUCCUCUGCUUACAUACUUUUAAAUAAUAAUAUAUUGUUUUUACUAUAAUCACAUGCAGAUAGAAACAGAAAAAACUAUGUGGAAAAACAUUUGUCUUUAUUUUACUGACCUAUGUAAGAUUUUUUUUCUUAAUGUACAGUAACUCCUUUUGCUUUAUUUU